CAUACCAGCAUUAUUUUUGGUACCAAAUGGUGGGUUCAUGAUGACUGUAUCAAACAAAUCACUCCUCACCAUCAUGGAAUCUAUAUUGGCAACAUCACAUUGAAUUAAUUCUACUUGUUCAACCUCACUUUCUUCCAAAUUUUGUUUCGCUAGUUCUAAGGCAUCUGCAUCAAUGUCAAAACCUACAACAUAAUCGCUGCCAAGAAUUGCAGCACCGACACUUAGGACACCGCAACCACAGCCAAGGUCAGCAACAAUAUUUCCUCUAAUGUCUUCAAAUGUUUGGUCAAUAGUAUAUAACAUGUGUGAAGCUAUAUGAGGUGUUGUUGGGUACUGUUCCAAAUGGACCUUGGGUUUCUCAAACACGUCCAAAUUUUGCAGAAGUCCUUCGAGUUGUUUUAAUUUCAUCUUGAAUUUUCAGAUUUUAACCAGAUAUUUUUUAUUUUAAUGGGUAAAGAUAUUUGUGUAAAGUUCAUCCCCAAAUUUUGGUAAAAAUCUCAGAUAUAUAAACCUUUAUUACUCGCAUUUCAUGACGUUCCCUAGGAAAUACGCUGGCAGGAGUUAUCAGCCGGCUCGUAUUCAAUAUGGCGGCAGAGUCAACAGAAGACGAAGUAGUUGACGGAAAGGAAAAGGUUGAAAUGUCGGCGCAUAAUAAUAAUGCCGGCAGAAGUGAGUGGGUUUCUUUUGAAGAAGAAUGCGAGGUACCACUACUGCCACAGCCACCCAGUCAGGGAGAUAAUAUGAACUCAGAAAAAUACAUAGAUCGUUUAGGUAUUAAAAUAUUUUUAAAAGAAUGUGUGCCCCUGUAGUAUUUCUGUUGUACAGUACUGUAGAAUAUUGCGGACAUUUGUUUACGGAGUGUAGAGUAAAUGAAUAUUGCAUGCAGUAUACUUCAUUUUAUUUCAUCAAAAAGUCAGACACAUUGAAUCUUUGAUAAAAAAUAAAACAUAAAAUGUUUCAGACAGUGAGGCCUAUGGGCUAUAGAAUUAAUAAGGUAUCAGUUUAGGGUCACCUAACAGUGACCUAAGUUUUCAAAAGUUGACGCAGUUUUUUUCAUUAUUGCGUCAAAUUGGACACAUUUUGGCUGAAAAUUCAACCAAAAAUUCGGAAAAUGUAUAGCUAAAACAAAAUUUACCUUUGAUACAAUACAAAAAUUGAUUUAAUAUGAUCAAAUGCAAAAUUACACCAAAUGUUUCAUGUCAUAUAGUCAUAAUCAUAAUGACAUCCACAUUUUUGCAACUUGUCAUAACAUACAUUUAUUAAAGUAACUUUGGAUAUAAAGAGAGAAGUUUGGCAAACAUUUUGUUUAUACAAAUUGUAAAAAGAACAGGACCAAGUUUUUGCUCUGUAACUGUUUGCUUUUCUUGGUGAACUGAGCAGAACAAAACUUUAUAGGUUGGGUGACUAAUUGAAAAAAUAUUGCCAAACUAUUAAAACCUUGUCACAAGGCAGUAUAAUCCAAAUACCAAUUCAUAUGUUUAUCAAAGAAACUUCGAUUGUGGUAACAAUACUAAUUUGCAUGGCCUGAAAAGUAAGUGAAAAUCAAUAGUAUUUUAUAAAUUCCUGUAGAAGAAAAUUUUGACAAAAAGAUUGCUUGCUUAAGCUCAAUAUUAACAGCAUUCUGAACAAAAUUACAGAACAAAAGCUAGAACGGAUUAAGAAUCCAUCAAAUAUAACAAGCAAGAACAUUGUUUCUGCCUUGACUGAAGCAAGAGAAAGUCAGAUGAGUAAUAUGAUGAAUGAUGAAACAACAGACAAUUGGCCAACUGAAUCUCCACACCAGACACACAAUGAUCUUAACUGGAAUGAUGAUAUUGCUCAGCCAAGGUGUUGUUGUGUUGUACUGUAUAACCAUAUAUUUCCCAAACAGGCAAAAACUACACAGGAGGUUGAGUGUCUUCUUGAUGAAGAUGAGUUGGCAGUUGUAAAUUCUGAAUUUGAUGGCACUAAUUUUCCAACCCAACUAGCAAUAUGACAUAAUUUGAAGACCUAUCGUUUUGACCAGGAGAAAUUAUAAUUAAAAAAUGUAGAUAUUAAAUAUAAAAUUGUAAGACAGGGUUUCCAAAAAAUUGCAGCAGCUGUGUUCCAGAUUUUUACAUAGGUAAUUAUUGGUGGGCAUUCAAAGUUGAAAAUCUAAGAGAUGAAUUUUGGCACUAAGAUUAGUAAAACUGGUCUAGUAGAACCAAUGUUAGGGCUGUUUAAAAUAAAUUCUGGUUCAUAUAAUGAACCAUUGAAAUCAUUGCAUCAGUUGUGUUAAGUAUCAAUAGAGAUUUGAUUACCUCUUAAUUACUAAAAAUAUCCAUUGAUCACAGACUGUGGGAUGCAAUAUUUCUGAAUCUCAUUUCAAAUUUACAUAAAACAGACAAAUAUAUGUCUGUGAGAGUACUGUUUUGGGGAAUUAUAUAUUUAUCAAAAUCUGAGUAACAGUUCAGAAUUAAAAUCUGAGUAACAGUUCAGAAAAGCGAGC
Molecule: messenger RNA, 2467 nt
Organism: Paramuricea clavata
Lineage: Eukaryota; Metazoa; Cnidaria; Anthozoa; Malacalcyonacea; Plexauridae
Source: the annotation of a GenBank genome assembly